Messenger RNA from Hansenula ciferrii, 360 nucleotides. RefSeq names its product KRE1 domain-containing protein. The record is from RefSeq and is a predicted model, not a curated record. The transcript has a single exon. Lineage: Eukaryota; Fungi; Ascomycota; Saccharomycetes; Phaffomycetales; Wickerhamomycetaceae. Bases 1 to 360 code for a protein of 119 amino acids. Gene Ontology annotation, biological process: fungal-type cell wall organization.
AUGUUAUUCAAAACUUCAUCAAUAAUAAUCACAUUACUUUCAUUCUUUACAUUUCUUCAACCAACAUUAGCAGAUGAUCCAGAAACUUCAUAUACAACAUUAACAUUAACAACAAAUUCUAAAACAGUUAUAACAACUUCAGAAUUACCACAACCAACAUUAGUUUGGGCAACUGGAUAUGAUGAAAAUGGUGAAUUACGAACAACACAAUCUACAUAUACUCAAACGUUUGCUAAAUUUUGGACAAAAGUAAGUGAUGUACCUGCUGGUUCUAUUGGAUUAGGUUCAAUUACUGGUACUGUUGGUACGGUGAGAGUUUAUCCAAGUACAACUGUUUCAAAUAUUAGAGCUAAAAGAUGA